Messenger RNA from Arachis stenosperma, 633 nucleotides. RefSeq lists its product as uncharacterized. Bases 1 to 633 code for a protein of 210 amino acids. The record is from RefSeq and is a predicted model, not a curated record. NCBI's taxonomy places the organism in Eukaryota, Viridiplantae, Streptophyta, Magnoliopsida, Fabales, Fabaceae. The transcript has a single exon.
AUGGAGGAACCAUCUCAAAGACAGAAGCAGUUGGAGAAGACUUCCACACCUCCCUUACCAUACCCUCAAAGGUUCAACAAGGAGACCAAGGAUCAACACUUCCCCAAAUUCCUUGAAGUCUUCAAGAAGUUGGAGAUUAAUAUCCCCCUGGCUAAAGCAUUAGAGCAGAUGCCUUUAUAUGCAAAGUUCUUGAAAGAGCUUAUCAAUAAAAAGAGAAGUUGGCAUGGGAAAGAAACCAUUAUGCUCACCGAAGAAUGCAGUGCUGUGAUUCAAAGGGUCAUCCAACCAAAACUCAAGGAUCCUGGGAGAUUCUUCCUGCCUUGCACCGUUGGUAGUCUAACCAUUGAUAAGGCACUAUAUGACUUAGCAGCAAGCAUCAAUCUAAUUCCCUAUUCUAUGAUGAGAAGGCUGUGUAUAGAGGAGGUAAAGCCCACACAAAUGUCACUAGAGCUUGUGGGAAAAUCAUUGGUAUUUCCCAGAGAAGUGAUUGAAAAUCUCCUAGUCCAAGUAGGGACAUUCAUAUUCCCAGCAGACUUUGUGAUCCUGGAUCUAGGAGAAGAAGGGAGUGACUCUAUUGUCUUGGGAAGACCCUUCUUGGCCACAGCAAGGGCCAUCAUAGAUGUUGAACAAUGA